AUGUUCACCGGCAUCGUAGAAGAAAUCGGCGAAGUAACCACCCUCAACACCACCUCCCCAGACGGCGGCACAACACUAACCAUCACCCUCCCCCCCACCUCCACCCUCCUAUCCGACUGCCACCUAGGCGACUCCAUCGCCAUAAACGGCGUCUGCCUAACAGUAACAACCUUCCUCCCCCAAUCUUUCACAGUCGGCAUAGCCCCCGAAACCCUCCGCCUCACCAACCUCGGCUCCCUCACCCCCUCCUCCCGCGUCAACCUAGAGCGCGCAGUGCGCGCAGACACCCGCAUGGGAGGGCACUUUGUCCAAGGCCACGUCGACACCACCGCCACCAUCCUCUCCAAGAUCCCCGAUGGCAACGCCAUCACUUUCCGUUUUGCCCCCAAAAGUAAAGACGUUUUGAGAUAUGUGGUUUAUAAAGGGUUUAUCGCCUUGGAUGGGGCGAGUUUGACCGUUACCAAAGUCAAUGACGAGGAGGGCUGGUGGGAAGUCAUGUUGAUUGCUUAUACGCAGGAAAAGAUCGUGACGGCGGCGAAGGCCGUGGGCGAGACGGUGAAUGUCGAGGUGGACAUGACGGCAAAGUAUGUCGAGAAGAGCAUCCAGGGGUAUUUUGCUGGUAUGAUGGAGGAUGGGCAGGGGUUUCCUUGGUUGCAGAAGAUGGUUGAGAGGAUUGUUGCUCAGAGGUUUUCUUAG
Podospora anserina S mat+ is the source of this 696-nucleotide messenger RNA. RefSeq lists its product as uncharacterized. NCBI's taxonomy places the organism in Eukaryota, Fungi, Ascomycota, Sordariomycetes, Sordariales, Podosporaceae. Bases 1 to 696 code for a protein of 231 amino acids. Gene Ontology annotation, molecular function: riboflavin synthase activity. Gene Ontology annotation, biological process: riboflavin biosynthetic process. The record is from RefSeq and is a predicted model, not a curated record. The transcript is spliced from 2 exons.